AUGAUUGGCCCUACAAUAUCCUCAAAUACAGACAGAAGUAAUUCUAUAACACCUGCACAAAAAUUAUUAUUAGCUCUGAGAUUUUAUGCUACGGCAUCUUUUUUAAUUAGUGCUGGAGAUGUCAUGGGUGUAAGUAAAUCUGCUGCAUGUGUUAUCGUACAUGAUGUAAGUGUAGCCUUGGCAAAACUUCGUCCUCAAAUAGUUAAAAUGCCAGAAACAAAUGACGAAAUAAAAGAGCUGCAUAAACAAUUGUAUGGUUUAGCCAAAUUGCCGUUGGUUAUUGGGGCCAUUGACUGUACUCAUUAA
Molecule: messenger RNA, 306 nt
Organism: Macrosiphum euphorbiae (potato aphid)
Lineage: Eukaryota; Metazoa; Arthropoda; Insecta; Hemiptera; Aphididae
Source: the annotation of a GenBank genome assembly